Molecule: messenger RNA, 2076 nt
Organism: Lodderomyces jiufengensis
Lineage: Eukaryota; Fungi; Ascomycota; Pichiomycetes; Serinales; Debaryomycetaceae
Gene: HGT5
Product: Hgt5p
Exons: 1
Coding region: 1-2076 (691 amino acids)
Biological process (GO): carbohydrate transport; transmembrane transport
Cellular component (GO): membrane
Molecular function (GO): carbohydrate:proton symporter activity
Source: RefSeq, a predicted model, not a curated record
AUGUCAUAUAAUCCCCUUCUGAAUAAUAAUCAAGACCCAUUCAGUGAUAAUAUACUAACAAUUGAACAACCAAUUGCAAUACAUCGAGAUCCAUUUGAAGAAGAAACUAUAGUUGAUCACAAUUCUUCAAAUGAUGAAUCACCACCACAAAAUUUACUUGAUUUAAAUGGUAAUAAAAAUGGAAAGACUGGUAGUUCGAGUUCUGAUGGACAUAAUGAAUUACAAUCUGAAGAUGAUGAUGAAUUCGAUCCAAUACAAUUUAAACAAUCAGAAGAUAAUGAACAAGAAGAUAUUGAUGAAUUUAAUAGAAGUUCAACUGAUGAUUAUGAUGAUGAUACUGAUGAUUUUGGUAAUCAUUACAAUUUAAAUUUUAAUAAUAAACAAUAUACUUCACAACUAAGUUUUAAGGGGAAUAAAUUAGUUUAUUUUACAUCGGCUUUUGUUAGUUUAUUUGUUAGUUUAUUUGGAUAUGAACAAGGUGUAUGUAGUGGAAUUUUAGCAUUUGAUACUUUUAAUAGAUAUUUUCAUGAUCCAAGUGCUGCUACUAUUGGUGUUGUUAUAUCUAUAUUGGAAAUUGGUGCAAUGAUAAGUUCAAUUUUAGUUGCUAAAAUAUCUGAUGGAUUUGGAAGAAAAAGAACUAUUUUGUUGGGAACUUUUAUUUUUAUGAUUGGUGGAACUUUACAAUCUUUUUGUCCUAAUAUGUUUGUAUUUGCAAUAGGAAGAGUAUUUAGUGGUAUUGGUGUUGGGAUUUUAUCCACUAUUGUACCAUCAUAUCAAUGUGAAAUUAGUCCGAGUGAAGAAAGAGGGAAAUUAGUAUGUGGAGAAUUUACAGGUAAUAUAAGUGGAUACGCUUUAAGUGUUUGGGUAGAUUAUUUUUGUUAUUUUAUUCAAGAUAUUAAAGAUACUAGAUCAAAACCUCAUUCAUUUUUAGCUAAUUUAAGUUGGAGAUUACCUUUAUUUAUUCAAGUUGUGUUAGCGUUUGUUUUAUUUAUUGGUGGAUUUUUCAUUGUUGAAAGUCCUCGUUGGUUAUUAGAUAAUGAUAUGGAUCAACAAGGGUUUAAUGUAUUAAGUUUAUUAUAUGAUUCUCAUAAAUCUACAAAUAAACCUAAAAUUGAAUUUUUUAUGAUUAAAAAUUCUAUAUUAAAAGAGAGGAAAUUAACCCCCAAAUCUGAAAGAACAUGGAAACAUUUAUUUAUGAAUUAUAAAAGAAGAAUAUUUGUUGCUUGUUCUUCAUUAAUUUUUGCUCAAUUUAAUGGUAUUAAUAUUAUUUCAUAUUAUGCACCUAUGGUAUUUUUAGAAGCUGGGUUUAAUCAAUCUGGUGCUUUACUAAUGACUGGUAUUAAUGGGAUAAUUUAUUUAUUAUCUACUAUACCACCUUGGUUCUUAGUUGAUAAAUGGGGUAGGAGACCAAUAUUAGUUACAAGUGGAUUAGCAAUGGGGGUAUGUUUAGUUUUAGUUUCUGUUUUCAUGCUUUUAAAUAAAAGUUAUACACCAAUACUAGUUGCAAUAUUAGUUAUUAUAUAUAAUGCAUCAUUUGGAUUUGGAUUUGGACCAAUUCCAUUUUUAUUAUCAGGAGAAUCAUAUCCAUUAUCAGUUAGAUCAAAAGGUGUCAGUCUUGCAGUUUCAUGUAAUUGGUUAAGUAAUUUUAUAGUUGGAUUAUUUGCACCAAUUAUGAGACAAAAUAUUAAAUGGGCAAUGUAUUUAUUCCCAGCUGGAUCAUGUAUAAUUAGUGUAAUUUGUGUUAUACUAUUUUACCCCGAGACUAAAGGUAUAGAAUUAGAACAAAUUGAUGAAAUUUUUAAUGAUUUUUAUUCAAUAAAUCCUAUAAAUAGAGCAAUGGGAUCUUUCAAAAAAAUCUUAUUAAGAAGAAGGAAAUUUAAAUCUAAGAAUAAGAAAAAUAAAAUAAAAGAUAAACAAAGUAGAAGAUUACAUUCAAAAUAUAAUAGAUUAGAUGGUGAUGAUAAUUUAGUGCAUGAAAGUAAAGAUGAUUUAUUUUUAGAUAGACAUCAUGGUAUAAGAAGUGAUGAUGUUGAAUUACAAGCAUUAAAUGAUUUAGAUUAUGAGCAGGCUUCAUAA